AUGGCUGACAAAGAUCCCUCCCCCGCCGAAGACGCUGCCUUGCGCAAGAAGGAGGCCGAGGAGCAGGCUGCGCUGCCUUACAAAUGGAGCCAGACCAUCGGCGAGCUGGACCUCUCCUUCAACGUGCCCGGAAACUAUAAAUCAAGAGAUCUCGUCGUCGACAUCAAGAAGCUGUCCAUCACUGCGGGUGUCAAGGGACAAGAGCCCAUCAUCAAGGGCGACCUCCCCCACGCGAUCCGCGUUGACGAUUCGACUUGGACCCUGUCCACCAACUCCGACGGCACCAAGAUUGUCGAGAUCCACCUUGACAAGAUCAACAAGAUGGAAUGGUGGCCGCACGUCGUCACCAGCGCGCCCACCAUCGAUGUCACCAAGAUCCAGCCCGAAAACUCAAAGCUCUCUGACCUAGACGGCGAGACCAGGGGCAUGGUUGAGAAGAUGAUGUUCGACCAGCGACAGAAGGAGGCAGGCCUGCCCACAUCAGACGAGCAGAAGAAGAUGGACAUCCUCAAGAAGUUCCAGGAGCAGCACCCGGAGAUGGACUUCAGCAAGGCCAAGAUCCAAUAA
Molecule: messenger RNA, 567 nt
Organism: Trichoderma gamsii
Lineage: Eukaryota; Fungi; Ascomycota; Sordariomycetes; Hypocreales; Hypocreaceae
Exons: 3
Coding region: 1-567 (188 amino acids)
Biological process (GO): protein folding
Cellular component (GO): cytoplasm
Source: RefSeq, a predicted model, not a curated record